This is a messenger RNA of Heterocephalus glaber (naked mole-rat), 594 nucleotides long. The record is from RefSeq and is a predicted model, not a curated record. NCBI's taxonomy places the organism in Eukaryota, Metazoa, Chordata, Mammalia, Rodentia, Bathyergidae.
UGGCCUGCAGACUGCUUCUGGUUCCAUAUGGUUUUGCUGAGCUUGUAAAAGAGACACUUGCAUGGUGGAUUAGCAAGAACCCUGACGUUUUGUGGAAAGUAUCAAAUUGGAGAACACUGAAUUUUCACCCUAGUGCAGCGGCUCUGCUGCUCACUUAAAUACAGAUGAAUGAAGACCCCAUUCAGAAAGUCACCUGGCCAGCAGUCCAGAGCUGAUGCAGGCCAUGCUGGAGUGUCUGCAAACAUGAUGAAGAAGAGGACAUCCCACAAAAAGCAUGGGAGCAGUGUGGGGCCAAGCAAGCCUGUGUCCCAGCCCCCACAGAACGUCAUAGGCUGCAGGAUCCAGCAUGGAUGGAGAGAGGGCAAUGGCCCUAUCACCCAGUGGAAGGGCACUGUCCUGGACCAGCUCCUAGAUGAUUACAAAGAGGGCCACCUUCGCAUCAUGGCCGAUUCUAAUGAUUCACCUCCAGCAGAAAGGGAGCCAGGAGAAGCUGUGGACAGACUGGUAGGCAAACAAGUGGAAUAUGCCAAAGAAGAUGGCUCGAAACGGACUGGCAUGGUCAUUCAUCAAGUAGAAGGCAAACCAUCCACCUAG